GAGGAGACAGGCGGCAGCUCAGGCUGCCAUACAGUUACAUGCUUCACCCAAAAGCCUCCUUGGGCUCGGAGACUGAGCAGCGACCAUGGCCACACUGGUGCCAUCUUCUGUGCCCUGCCACUGGCUCCUCCUGUCCCUGCUGCUUCUCUUCUCAGGUGAGCUGGUACCAGCAGUGACAAGCAGUGACCUGAUACAGAAUUUCCAAGGAAGCUCCUGUUCCCAUAUCCGGCAAUUCCCAAGGUUCAUAGCCAAAAAGCGGACCUCUGUGGUGAAGCUUUACUGCUACACAGACGACCUCAACAACGUGACCUGGUUCCGAGAGCAAGAGAACCAGGGGCCCCAGGAACUGUCCUCAGAAGACGGACACAUCUUGCAGGCACUGAAUGGCUCUGCCCACAUUCUCACCAUUCAAAACAUCCAGUUUGAGGACAACGGCAUUUACUACUGCAAGCCGAAAUGCAGUGACGCCAACUUGAAGGGUGCCUGGACGUGCGGCUCGGAGCUCCUAGUCUUAGGAUUCAGCAACAUAGCCCAGCUGAAGCGGCGAAACACACUCAAAGAUGGCAUCAUCAUGAUCCAGACCUUGCUCAUCAUUGUCUUCAUCAUCGUGCCCAUCUUCUUGCUGCUUGACAAGGAUGACAGCAAAGCUGGGAUGGAGGAAGAUCACACCUACGAGGGCUUGAACAUUGACCAGACAGCCACCUAUGAAGACAUAGUGACUCUUCGAACAGGGGAGGUAAAGUGGUCCGUGGGAGAGCACCCAGGCCAGGAGUGAGGGCCUCACUGUUUCCAGACUGCCUGGCUUACAGUCCAUCCCCUCCUUCCUUGAUCUUCAGCCAGUGUCUGAAGCUGGAGCAUCAAUGUCACCUUUCUCUCUAGCCCCCGGUCCCCAGCUCUUGCUUAAGGGCCUAGGGUAGAAGGACAACAGGGUGGUGACGUGGAAUGGUGGGUUUUCUAUGAAUAGACUGGACUUAAGGCUUCUGGAAAGUGCCAUGCAGG
Messenger RNA from Acomys russatus (golden spiny mouse), 999 nucleotides. RefSeq names its product CD79b molecule (gene Cd79b). The record is from RefSeq and is a predicted model, not a curated record. Gene Ontology annotation, biological process: B cell receptor signaling pathway; B cell differentiation. The transcript is spliced from 6 exons. Gene Ontology annotation, cellular component: external side of plasma membrane; membrane; B cell receptor complex. Bases 86 to 775 code for a protein of 229 amino acids. Lineage: Eukaryota; Metazoa; Chordata; Mammalia; Rodentia; Muridae. Gene Ontology annotation, molecular function: transmembrane signaling receptor activity.